Malassezia globosa CBS 7966 is the source of this 597-nucleotide messenger RNA. RefSeq lists its product as uncharacterized. Bases 1 to 597 code for a protein of 198 amino acids. Gene Ontology annotation, biological process: regulation of actin filament polymerization. NCBI's taxonomy places the organism in Eukaryota, Fungi, Basidiomycota, Malasseziomycetes, Malasseziales, Malasseziaceae. Gene Ontology annotation, molecular function: actin filament binding. The record is from RefSeq and is a predicted model, not a curated record. The transcript has a single exon. Gene Ontology annotation, cellular component: site of polarized growth; actin filament; cortical actin cytoskeleton.
AUGUCGCUCCAGGUGAACCUGUCGUCACCUGCGAUUCGUGACGCAUACGAGAAGGUACUCGAUGGCAUCAUUGACUACGUGGUGCUUUCAUACAAAAAGCUUUCAAACGAUUUGGACGUCGCCGCUGCGACGAAAGGCUCUUUGGACGACCUUGUCGACGAAUUCUCUGAUGGCAAGGUCCAGUACGCCCUUGCGCGUGUGAGCGAUCCAAAUACAAAGCUUGCCAAAUUUGUGUUAAUCAACUGGUGUGGUGAAGGAGUACCAGAAAACCGUAAAGGGCUCUUUGCGCCUCACAGCGCCACUGUUGCUGACUACUUCAAAGUGUACCAUGUAUCGAUUCAAGCCCGUUCUGAGGAUGAUCUUGCUCCAAACGAAAUCUUGCGCAAGGUCAUGGAUAGUAGUGGCAGCAAGUAUGGAACAGCAAGUUCGCGUGCUUCUGAGCCAAUUGCGCCUGUCGGCACAGCACACAAACCCGUCGGUACGCCUGAUAUUCGUGGCAUGCAGGCCAAGGCACCCAAGCCUCGGGACGACCAGGCUCCGACACCCGUGGUAUGUUCCUGGCUUUUUUUAUAUCCCCUUGAUCUCACUAACUGUUAG